Messenger RNA from Hymenoscyphus albidus, 1488 nucleotides. Lineage: Eukaryota; Fungi; Ascomycota; Leotiomycetes; Helotiales; Helotiaceae. The record is from the annotation of a GenBank genome assembly.
AUGUCUGGAAAUCCCAACAAUCAAAAGCUGGGGAAGCGAAAAACCCCGGCUCGUCCCCAGGCCGAUUGGCUUUUUCCGGGCGGCGCAGGGCAACCAAAAGCUGCUGGCAAAGCGAAGGGCAAGGGCCAGCAAGAAAAGAAACUGGCAGAUGAGCUUCUCAAGAAUGCCUCUCGACCUACACCAUCUGCGAAACUCCUCGAUCUGGUCGGCUCAUUUCUGUCUGAAUACGAAUUCACGAGCACAAGCCGAACCCUUCUCACCGAGCGCAAACAGCGAGGAAUUCCAGUAGAAUCGAGCGCAACAGAUACACCCCCACUAAACACGAUCUACGAUGAAUGGGUUGCAGCAAAGGACGUCAAGGCAGCACCUCUUGAGGCUACUGAAGACAAAUCGAGCAGUGUCACGCCGUCCAAGGCUAAGAAGUCCACAAAAGCAGAGAAGAAAAAGGCAAAGGUGCAAGCUCCUGAGAGUAGCAGCAGUGAAAGCAGUAGCUCGGAGAGUUCUGAUAGCGAUGUCGAAAUGGAAGAUGCACCACCAGCCAAGAAGUCAUCGCGAAAGUCUGUGUCUUCUUCGUCUUCCUCGAGCAGCUCGGACAGUGAUGCGGAUGAUGAGAAGGAUGUUCCCGUUGCCAAAUCUCCGACACCAAAAUCAAAACCCAACGUCCUCAAGCGCAAAGCUUCAUCUAGUAGCGAAUCCUCAUCAGCAUCCGACUCUAGCUCCGAUGACGAUGCUCCCAAGACUAAAAAGGCAAAAACAAAAGCUGCUUCUCCCUCUGAUAGCGACUCAUCUUCAUCAUCUUCAGAAUCCGCCUCUUCAUCUUCCUCUGAUUCUUCCGAUCAGAAAGAGAAUGUGAUUCAAGAAAAAAGUGCCAAGAGCGAAUCUUCUUCUUCUUCGUCCUCAGACAGUGAAUCUGCAGACUCCGACAGCAGUGAUUCAGACUCUUCCACUCAAUCUCUUGCCAAAAAGACGCCAUUGCCUGCAUCCGACUCUGAGAGUUCUUCCGAUGAUGAUUCCGAUGAUGAUGAAGAAAAGAAGCCUUCCAAAAGCUCAGAUACCAGCGCUACCCUCUCCGAUACCUCCAAGAAGAGCAGCUCUGCAUCUGGCUCCUCAGACACCUCAACCUCCAGUGAUUCCGAAGUCGACAAAAAGUCAAAGAAGAGCAAGAAGGCCUCGAAGGUUGCUAAGAAGGAUACUGCGAAGACGGAGGUUGUCAAGAUGGAAAUUGACCCACCGCUGCCCCCUGAGCCAAAAAAGCCCUUCAAGAAGCAAAAUGUUCCUUUCUCGAGAAUUCCCAAGGAUAUCAAGGUUGACGAGCGCUUGGCAAGCAACGCAUAUGUCCCAUACGACUAUGCUCAAAAAGCACACGAGGAUCUCAUUGUCACCAAAGGCAAGGGCUUCACCAAGGAGAAGAACAAGAAGAAGAGAGGAAGUUAUCGCGGCGGGUUCAUUGACGUUGAGGGAAAGAAGGGAAUUAAGUUUGAUGAUUGA